Cottoperca gobio is the source of this 3378-nucleotide messenger RNA. RefSeq names its product tripartite motif-containing protein 35-like. NCBI's taxonomy places the organism in Eukaryota, Metazoa, Chordata, Actinopteri, Perciformes, Bovichtidae. Gene Ontology annotation, molecular function: protein binding; zinc ion binding; ubiquitin-protein transferase activity. Gene Ontology annotation, biological process: protein ubiquitination. The transcript has 7 exons. The record is from RefSeq and is a predicted model, not a curated record. Bases 508 to 2079 code for a protein of 523 amino acids.
GUGUUUUCCAACAGUCACAGAAACCUCCCCUUGAUGUGUUUGUCCUCCUGAAAUAUAUAUGACAUCUAACUAGAACUCACUUUGCGUGUCAUCAGGCCAUCAGAGGUAAUGUAAUAAGAUACAUCUUAGUAAACUUGAUAGUGCUGGUCAAGCUCAGCGGGGUCACCUCUAGGCCUUAGUCCCAGUUCAACACUAAAUACCUUUUGCAGUAGAUUAUAAAUAUUGGAAGAAAGUUUAUACAGCUAUUUAGCGUUUUCCUGGUAAAAUAGAGCACUUUCUUUGUUUGUUCCUUUAGAAUGAGAAACGCAUGUCUUUCCACAGCCCUGUUGCUCGCAGGUGAUUGGUGGUGACAUGUUGUUUAUUUACUACAAGUGAAAGAAACCUGUUAUUCAAGUCCCUGUUGAUCUAUAACCCUGGUUGCUCAUAAAGUUGACUCCAGAUUACGCUGUGGACUCGCUGCAGAGAGGAACACUUCUUCCUAACCCAAUCUGCUAACAGGAACCAGCCAUGGCGUUGCGCCCGCGUGCUUCCUCUCAGCCUGGAAAACUUUCCUUUUUCCAGAGUCCCAAGGUGGCUUCAGCCCUUCGACCGCGGGCUGUUUCCUCCCGCUCGGGCUCCAUGCUGGAAGAGGAGCUAUCCUGUCCUGUCUGCUGUGACAUCUUCAAGGACCCCGUGGUACUCAAGUGCAGCCACAGCUUCUGCCGACAGUGUCUGCAGCAGUUCUGGAACAAGAAGAAGGCCAGACGCGAGUGUCCUGUCUGCAGGAGGAAGUGCUCCCUGACGGAGCCCACGGUCAGCCUGGCACUGAAGAACGUGGCCGACACCUUCCUGAAGGAGCAGGAUCGAAGGGCGGCUGGCACAGGGGAUGGUGCCGGCGGGGCAGGGGAGCUGGAAGGGAUGGUGGAGGUGAAGUGCAUCGCACAUGGGGAAGUUCUCAAGCUCUUCUGUCUGGAUGACUUUGAAGCCCUCUGCUGUGUGUGUCACACCUCCAAGAAGCACCAGGGGCACAGAGUGUGUCCCCUGGAAGAGGGAGCGCAGGACCUCAAGGCAGAGCUGAAGAAAGAUCUGAUUCCUCUGAAGAAAAACCUGCGACGCCUGUAUGAAGCCAAGCAGGAGUGUGAUGACACAACUGUGCACAUAAAGAACCAAACUGAGGCUACAGAGAAACAGAUCAAAGAGGAGUUUGAGCAGCUGCGAGAGUUUCUGCGGAAGGAAGAGACGGCUCGGCUGGCUGCCCUGCAGCAGGAAGACGAGCAGAAGAAAGAGCUGAUGAAGAAGAAGUCCGACAGCAUAACCAGAGGCAUCCUCACCUUCUCUCACGCCGUCAUUGCCAUUGAGAAUGAGAUUGCUUCCAGUGAUGCGCUUUUCCUUAAGAAUUACACCAACACAAAGAAAAGAGCACAGAUCCCACAGAAUGACCCAGAGUGUCAGGUGGCAGGUGCUCUUAUAGAUGUGGCCAAGCAUGUCUGUUCCCUCAAGUACCAUGUGUGGGAGAAGAUGGCGGAGCUGGUUCAGUACACACCCAUCACCCUGGACCCCAACACUGCCUACUCCUGCUUGUCCCUCUCCACAGACCUAACCUGCGUCACCAACAGUGGAUGCCUCCAGAAGCUCCCGCACAACCCAGAGCGCUUUGGACACUUUGUGUUCCUGCUGGGCUCACAAGGCUUCACUUCUGGCCGCCACGCCUGGGAGGUGGAGGUGGGAGACAAGGCGGACUGGAUGCUCGGGGUGGUCAAGGAGUCCGUCGACAGGAAAGGCCGCAUUUCGGGCUGUCCGGAGGGCGGCUUUUGGAUGAUCUCGCACUACGAGGGCGAGUACGCUGCCAUGACGAGGCCCAGCAUCCCGCUUCAUCUGCAGGGAGAGCUGACCCGAGUCAGGGUGCAGCUGAACUACGACUCCGGAGAGGUGACCUUCUCCAACCCUAUCAGCAUGAUGCCCAUCUACACCUUCUCCGACUUCUUCACUGAGAAGAUGUACCCCUUCUUCUGCCCUGGAGCCAACAUCAAUGGGAAUAACCCCAACCCGCUGAAGGUCUGCCCCGCUAAGGUGGCUGUGUGGAACAGUGCCACAUGGUGAUUUGGAAAAACCUUACAGACGACAUCCACUGCAGUUUAUGAAGUGGUUUGAAGCUACCAGGGGAUGGACUUUCCCUUAUAGUCCAGCAAGGCUCCGUUCUGCUUCUCGGUCAGGGAGGCCAUCACAUCAAGCAUCCCCUGCACACUCUCCGGAGCAUCAAUCUCCCCCUGGUGGUCAGAAACACACAGUUAACAUGAAGGCUCGCACAGGAGAUCAAUUCUCUUAGUUAAGAAUCUAAAGUUUCUGCACACAGACCAGUGGGUAGAAAGUGGAUCAAAUCUAUGUUUUUAAUGUAAACAGUAAAAUAAAAAAUGAUUUAAAGUGAUGCAUCCAUACAUGGCAGGGUCACAGUUUAAAGGCUUGAAACUACAUUUAAUACAAGGGUCAAUAUUCUAAUGCUGCUGAUUGGAUUACUUGUUCAGACUGCUUGUUAGAUAUCCGACUCAUUAGUGCGUAAACACUUAAAAAUCAGUUCUAAGUACCAAAAUCCUGCGACGUGAAUUUGUAAACCAAUGAAAGCCGGUUAAUUUGCAUAGUUUUUGUCUGUCUUGACUCUACUAAAACUACUGUAGUAGGAACACAAUUGUAAAUGCAUUACCACUCAAAUGUGUGUGUGUGUGUGUGUGUGUGUGUAUAUGUAACGGGGAAAUUGCACAACGAGAUUCUCGAUUAAUAAAGUAAACUAUCAUUCAGAGCUGACUGCUUCCUCUACAUUGUUAUUGUUUCCUGCAUGAAAACUGCUGAAUCACCUCCUCUCCACCCAUGUCUGUGCGCACCCAGCCAGGGUGCAGCAGAGAAAACAGGAUCUGAUCCUUCUUCAGCUCCUCUGCAGCACACAUAGUCAGCAUGUUCAAACCGGCCUGUGAAGAGAAGAGAUGGAGGGAGGGAACGGACAAUGUCCACUUAACAACUGUGAGAUGAAGCCUUUCAGUAGCAGGUCACAGUGUCGGCAGGUUGUGACUCACCUUGCUGAUGCGGUAGGAGACGGCGGGCAUGUAGUCGUACGUCUGUCCUAUACUUCCCAUUGAAGCCAGAAAUGAGGAGAUAUUAACGACUGCUGCUUUCCUGCUGGACAUCCCUGGAAUCCCACUGGCCUUCGCUGCCGCAAGUAGUUGAGGCAGGAACUCCUAAUGAAGACCACCAGCGAGAAAGUCAAACAGAGGAAACUUUGGUAACACUUUCUAUCUAGCCUUAAUCACACCGAACAGUCAGAAGCUAAGACACGCUGGCCCGUGGCUGUCCCGUGACGGCCUGUAAAGGUUGAGUUUAAUUUUCAAUAAACUGUUUGUUUUUUCCCCA